Messenger RNA from Mesorhabditis spiculigera, 795 nucleotides. The record is from the annotation of a GenBank genome assembly. NCBI's taxonomy places the organism in Eukaryota, Metazoa, Nematoda, Chromadorea, Rhabditida, Rhabditidae.
AUGAACAGGGCGGUCACGUUGCUCUCAAAGCGGCUGUCGCUCUUUCAACUCGGAAAGGCCGAGUUCCAUGGGCCGUCUUCAUCUGUGAUAGUGCCACUUCCACUGCCGGUCAGUCGAUUGCCGCUUCAAGAGCAGCCGGAAAGCAGGCGGCCAGCUCCAGGGCUCCAUCGCAUAAUUCCGCUCUCAUGCCCGACAACCGCAGGGAAUAGGGUGCUCAGUUUGCCCACUCUUAUCGAUAAUGCGCCAAGAGUUGCACCGUCAUGGGAAUCUCACUUUACGGUGAAGGUGGAUCCUGAACUGAACAAGCCAGAGAUUCAAGAGCCGACGACAUCGCACAAUACACCGAUGUACGCGGGGCCACGGGCGCUGACAAUUCGACGUCACAAGAUGCGCAAGCACAAGCGGAAUAAGCGCAUUCAGAGGGAUUGGUUCAAGUACCAGAAAUACCAUCGGGAGAAGAAGAUGCGGGCUGAAAAAGAGUUCGUGAAACGGAUGAAGGGCCAUCUCAGCGAACUGCACGCCUUCGACCCAGAAAAAUACAUUGAGGACACGAUAUCGAGGGCGAAGCGUGAAUGGUCGGAUGAGUUGGCGCCGACCGGAAGACGGCUGUACCCACAUUGGUCGAGGUUGAUGUCUCUGGAAGAACUAUACGGCUUGCAACAAAGCGAUUACAUCGACAAACGAGCCGGUUACCCUGACGAGGAGCAAAAAGAAAAGACCAAAGAGCUGAGGAAGAAAUACAGGCAAGAAUUCCUCGGGAUCCAGGCCGAGCUUGAGGAGGGCAAAGAGAAAAAA